This is a messenger RNA of Ciona intestinalis (vase tunicate), 3480 nucleotides long. The record is from RefSeq and is a predicted model, not a curated record. Lineage: Eukaryota; Metazoa; Chordata; Ascidiacea; Phlebobranchia; Cionidae.
UGCUUGCCUUUAAAGUAUGAGAGUUGUGAAUUGUGUGAUCUGGUUGGCACGUCAGAAUAUGACCUUCACGUAUAUACAUUACACCGAAGACUGUAAAGAAAAUGUGUCACCUGAGCUGUACAACGCUGCGGGUAAUUAUUUACGCUGUUGAUUUUAGAUUUAUCUGAUGACAGUCUGUUGGCUGAUAGAAAUUUAAAAGCGAAUAAGAUUCCUUGAAAUGCGCUAAAAAUAAAACGAGUAUAGUUUACAAAAUACCUUAUACGCAAUUAAAAGUUGGGGUAAAUUAGUUCAUGUUUUAUCUUGUUUAUUGCCCCCAUUUGUUAGUAAAAAAAGAAUAUUUACAGAAUUAUAUUAACUUAUCCUCACGUCUGUAAAGACGAGCGUUGUUAAUUGUUAAAAUUACGGUAAGCAAAUACGGGAUAUUUUGCGUGCUGACUAUCUUGACCCACACUACUAUGUGUUUUUAUAUACACACGAUGACGUAUGCCAGACUCAUAUUUCACAGCGAUGGGGUUAUAUACUCGAUACACAAAUGCAUGUAUCACCGUUCCUACUAUUUACUGCAUGCAUACCAGUUAAUGUUUAACAGCUAAAUGUUUGCUUACUGCGAAUGCGAUAUCUCCGUGUCAUAUGCACUGCUGUACAACUAUACCAAUGCUAUAUUGCGCUUGACACUGUACUGGUUAUACUUGCCGGUAGUAAGUUAUAUAGCUAGUAUGACUGAACUACACAGUAUACCAGUUGUAAUAACCAAUUCGGAAAACGAUGCUACAGCUUCGGAUAUAAUCGCAAAUGGAUUAGUUUUCUCAGGCAAAGACGACGAUCAAAUUACUGAACUUCCUGUUACCGAAGGAAUUUCGGUAACUGCUUCAAAUCCAACGACUUUUGGGGACGAUUUUGUAACGCAGCAUGUUAACACAAUAUCGAAAGAGAACGAUGAAAUACAUAGCGAGAUUGGGAAAGAAACUGCUCCAAACAAUAGAAGUGUAGCUGAAGAUCAUAUUAGGGAUUCCGCGCUAGAAAAGAACUAUUUACUCGCGGCGAAUUAUAUAGAAGAUGCCAGAUUUGGAAGAACUAUGGAUUACAACAUUGACAAGGAAUCGUUACUGAACUACCGACGUUACAGCCGUCGAUUAUUGCAGUGGGGGACCGUCAUAUUUAUGUGGUGGCUUCUUUUGAUUGGGUUGUUUGAAGACCCAGCAGUGCCAGGGCUGGCCUUGCCGUAUUGGGCAACUAUGCUGAUGGAAGUUUUUUGUUUGGUCGUCAUAUGUCUUCGAAUGUACCAGUUAUCAACUUUUGUUCCGCGAAGAUCCCUUCUUACAGACCCGAAGAAUAUCGUCAUUGCACUCACUAUAGUGGUUACUGUUAUGGACAUGAUCAUAUACAUUGGGAUGAUCAACAGUCCUUUAAAAGGUUCAGCUAUCCGGGUUUCAAGAGUUGUGAGACCACUAUUUAUGAUAAACAUGAAUGAAAGUAGGCAGGUUCGACGAGCUUUUCGAAACAUUCGGAACACAGUACCGGAAAUCAUCAACGUUUUGAUUCUCUUCUUCUUCAGCAUUGCUCUCUUUACAUUACUUGCGUUCAAGCUUUUCCAAUUACGUGAUCUUUACUACAGAGGCGGAGAACCUUACUUCCGAAACUAUUGGGAUUCCUUCUUCGAUUUAUACGUCCUUGUAACGACAGCAAAUAGUCCAGAUGUCAUGAUGCCAGCAUACGAUGACAGUCCAUGGUUUGCUUUAUUCUUCAUUGCUUACAUUGUGAUCAACACUUAUAUUUUCAUGAACCUCUUUCUCGCUGUCAUAUACAACAGUUACAGAGCUCAUCUCAAGACCGAAAUUCGUUCCGCCGUUUUAUGGAAACGCAAGAAGUUAGAAAAUGCGUUCGAGAUAUUAAAAGACACCAUGCCAGGAGAAAAGGAGGCUGUGACAUACAACUCGUGGAUUAUGGUGAUGAAAAAUCUAACCUACCCACCAUCGUUUCCAAAGAUAUCACUAUUCUGGGAGGUCCUACACAACCGAAAUGGAAUGGAUGUUGAUAUAUCUACUACAGCAGAUGGAGGUAUAGAACUCAAACAGUUUCUUCAACUCGCUAACCUAAUGAACGUGUACGUGGUUGAAGACCAAUCUGCAGUUAAUAUAUUUGUAAAAUGGGCACCAGAAGUAUAUGCUUCAAGACCGAGCAAAUUCGUGAGGAAAUGCGUUCAGCACUGGACUUUCGUUUAUCUGUUUGACCUUUUGAUACUGAUGAAUGCAGUUUGUAUUGCAUUUGAUUGGGAAAGUACGGAGUGGUUUUUCUUGUCGAUAUUUAUCGUUGAAAUUUUAUUGAGAAUGUACACGCUUGGUCCCAAGGAAUAUUUCAGCUUUAGCAGAUUUUGGAAUUGGUUUGAUUUUAUAAUCAUUACAUCGGCGUUUAUAGCGACAGUCAUUGAAGCAAGUUUGGACGAGCUUGCGCAGUUUCCACGGGAAGCGCUUGAUUUUCUAAUGGUCAUGAGAUGUUUGAGAUUGGUAAAAAUUGUUGGAAACAUCGACAGAUUUCGCAUUAUCGUGAUGACAAUUGUAAACAUUGCGCCUUCGUUACUCACCUACGGCAUCGUAUUACUGAUGCUCUAUUACGCGUUCGCGAUCGUGGGCAUGGAAUGCUUUGGUGGUAAGAUCAAAUUUACGCCUAACACAACUGCUUCAGAGAACAAUUGUAACAACACAAAGUUAGAAGGCUCAGAGUUUCUGAGGAUGGGUUACUGUAAUAACAACUUCAAUGAUAUUUUACAUUCCUUGGUUACACUUGUUGAGUUAACAGUUGUUAAUCAAUGGCACAUUAUCACCUUGGGUUACUCUUUAGUAACGAGCAAAGCAGCAAGAGUCUACUUCAUAUUCUUCCAUCUUAUAGUAGUGAUCUUAAUUAUGAACAUUAUUGUGGCGUUCGUACUCGAAGCAUUUAUACUGGAAUAUCAAUUGUCAAAAACUACGAUUGAAACGGCGGUGGAGAAAACGAUUCAACAAUUAGGCCUAAACUCAAACGACCAUAUAGCAGAUGUAAAUCAUGAUAAAACAGAGUUGAUCAAUGAAUUCGACGUGGGAGACAACGACCAGUACAGUGGAAAACGAGAACCACAUCGUAAAGAAACUCCAAAGAUUCGGUUCCGAAUAAACCAAGGUCACAAAAACAUUGAAGUUUUGUUGCAACGAAUGUUCGAAGGUGAAUUAGAGGGCGAAGGAUUCGAAUUCGCAAAUGCUGAAGAACCAAUGACGCUAGAUGGCGUUACAGGGAACUCGGUCACUGUAUGACGGCUCUAAUUCGAUUUUUAACUUAUUUUUUCAACAAUGUCGAAGGUUUUGUGUUUAUAAAUAUACACGAUUGGGUAUGAGAACAAGUGUAUUAGCAUGAACUGCAAAACAACGUAUAAAUAGGUUCCUAUAUAUAUAUAUAUAUAUAGAAACUACUUAAUAGGCGCUACUAAAAGCCAAAACAGCGGUUGGGUAA